Penicillium hordei is the source of this 798-nucleotide messenger RNA. RefSeq lists its product as uncharacterized. NCBI's taxonomy places the organism in Eukaryota, Fungi, Ascomycota, Eurotiomycetes, Eurotiales, Aspergillaceae. Gene Ontology annotation, cellular component: membrane. Gene Ontology annotation, biological process: transmembrane transport. The record is from RefSeq and is a predicted model, not a curated record. The transcript has 3 exons. Bases 1 to 798 code for a protein of 265 amino acids. Gene Ontology annotation, molecular function: ATP binding; ABC-type transporter activity.
AUGAUAGCACUGUUCCUUCUGGGAACCACUCUUCUCAUCGUUUCAGUGAAGAGAGCAGGUGCUAACCUGCACCAGAGCAUUCUCACCACCCUGAUUCAGGCACCGCUGUCAUUUUUCACCAACACAGAUACUGGUAUCGUUACUAACCUGUUCUCACAAGAUCUGAAUCUUAUAGACACAGAGCUACCAGAUGCUUUGUUAAACACUCAGUUUUGUGUCUUCCAAUCCAUUGGACAAGCGGCUGUUAUGCUUACUUCGUCGGCGUAUCUUGCCAUCAGCUAUCCGCUCCUUGGUGGUUUCUUGUUUCUUGUACAAAGAUUCUACAUGCGAACCUCUCGACAACUAAGGCUUUUAGACUUGGAGACUAAAAGUCCGCUGUAUUUUCACCUCAAAACAGGCUUUCUCCCUGAUGAUUUCCAAAAGAAUGCUCAGCUGGUUAAUUCCAGCCAACGUCCCGCAUAUCUCCUCCCGAUGAUUCAAGAGUGGCUAAAUCUAGUGCUUAACAUGAUUGUCAUGGUGAUAGCGGUAGUCAUGACAUCCCUUGCCGUGCGCCUACAUUCUAGUACCGCCUUCGCUGGUGCAUCUUUAUAUUCCCUCAUGAGCUUCGGGGAUACCCUCUCUGGCACAGUCAUCUUCUAUACUAAGCUGGAAACCUCCAUCAGCGCAAUUUCGCGACUCAAGAGCUUUAAUGAGUCCGUCACACCGGAGGACCGAGAAUAUGAGGAUAUAAUUCCGGGUGAGGAGUGGCCUCAACACGGCACAGUCGAGUUGAAAGGUGUAUCCGCGAAAUACAAGUGA